AUGCUCAUUGACCCUGCUUUCCUGCCAUGGGCAGAAAGUAAAGGAGUCAAACUGAAAGGUGUUGAACCUCGAAUUCUUCCAGGCCGUGGUAUUGGUAUUGUCGCGACUCGCGAUAUCAAGGUGAGUAAUAGAUCUCCUCUCGAAAUUAUUCUAAUAUUUUCUAAGCCAAAUGAAACUAUUUUGAGUGUGCCUAUGAAGGCAGUUCGCACUAUUGAUACAGUGCCAAAGAACAUCACGGAAACCCUUCAAGGAGUUUCAGUUCAUGGCGUCUUGGCUGCUGAAAUUGCUCUUGACGAAAGUGAUGACUUCUCUGUAUGGAAAACAGUUCUACCAACCCGGGAAGAUCUAGAGGCUGGUGUGCCCAUGAUGUGGCCGAGUGAACUUCAAGCCCUUCUCCCCAAGAGGGCUAAGGAUAUCCUGGAUAAUCAGAAUGCCACAUUCAGACGCGAGUGCGAAAUUGUUCUAAAAGCAUUCCCCAAGUUGACCAGGGAUGAGUACUUGUACUCUUGGGUGCUCAUCAACACCAGAACCUUCUACAACAGCAUGCCCAAGAUGAAAAGCUACGCUCAUGCUGACCGACUAGUCUGCAUGCCAACUGCCGACCUGUUCAAUCAUGCUGACCAAGGAUGCAAGCUCGCCUAUUCAGCCCUAGGAUACAGUGUUCAGUCGGAUAGAGUCUAUCGCCAAGGUGAGGAAGUCUACGUAUCGUAUGGGCCUCACUCAAACGACUUUCUCCUCUCCGAAUACGGUUUCAUUCUAGAUACGAAUCGCUGGGACGAGGUCUACCUAGAUGAAGUGAUUCUUCCGAUGCUGAACAAGACACAGCGUGCCGACCUUGAAAGUAUCAACUUUCUUGGAAGAUACACUCUCGAUGACCAGACAUUAGGCUGCCACAGAACUCAGGUCGCUCUGCGAAUGCUAUGCUGUACACAAAGGCAAUGGCAGCGGUUCUUUGAUGCUCAGGACGAGGGGCGUUCGUCGCAGGCUGAGGUUGAUGAAUUACUGUUGACAGCAUUGAAAGACUUUUUGAACAUCAUCGGAAAGACUCUGGGUGACAUAGAUGAGGUAGAGGGCGGCUCAAGUAGCCAGCGGGAACUCUUACGGCGCAGAUGGCAGCAGAUUGAGGCCAUGGUGACCAAGACAAUAGAUACUCUUUCAUGA
Messenger RNA from Fusarium musae, 1161 nucleotides. RefSeq lists its product as uncharacterized. The record is from RefSeq and is a predicted model, not a curated record. The transcript has a single exon. Gene Ontology annotation, molecular function: protein binding; protein-lysine N-methyltransferase activity. NCBI's taxonomy places the organism in Eukaryota, Fungi, Ascomycota, Sordariomycetes, Hypocreales, Nectriaceae. Bases 1 to 1161 code for a protein of 386 amino acids. Gene Ontology annotation, biological process: peptidyl-lysine monomethylation.